GAGGCGGGCGGGGGCCGCCGCCAUGGUGCCGGCGGGCCCGCCGAGCCGGCCGCCGCGGGGCGCGGGGGGCGGGCGGGGCUUGGCGGCGGUGACGGGGCGGCCGCACGGCUGCGAGCAGUGCGGCAAGGCCUUCGCGCAGGCCGCCGCCCUCGCCAAGCACCGGCGCGUGCACACGGGCGAGAAGCCGUACCGCUGCCCCGUGUGCGCCAAGGCCUUCGCCCUCUCCUCGGGGCUCGUCCUCCACAAGCGCACGCACACCGGCGAGCGCCCCCACGCCUGCCUGCUCUGCGGCAAGGCCUUCAUCUCCUCCUCGCACCUCGCCCUGCACCUCCGCUCCCACACAGGCGAGCGGAAGUACCAGUGCCCCGUGUGCGGGAAGCUCUUCCUCCAGUCCUCCCACCUGGUGCGCCACAAGGCCAUCCACACCGGCGAGCGGCCCUUCAAGUGCGAGGACUGCGGCAAGCACUUCGGGCGGGCCUCACACCUCAAGACCCACCGCCGCGUGCACACGGGUGAGAGGCCCUUCAAGUGCACACAGUGCGAGAAGGCCUUCACGCAGAAGGCUGGGCUGGUCCUCCAUGUCCGCCUGCACACCGGCGAGAGGCCCUACAAGUGCGACAAGUGCGGGAAGAACUUCCGCUCCUCCGCACACCUCGUGUCACACCAACUCCUCGAGUCUGGCGAGAGGAACUUCAAGUGCUCCACCUGUGGGAAGGCCUUCAAGCAGGCAUCCUCCCUGAAGCAGCACCUGAAGACCCAUGAGGCGCGCGAGCCCCACCGCUGCUCGGUCUGCAGCCGGGCCUUUUCCAGGUCCUCUUACCUCCAGCUGCACAUGCGGACGCACAGUGGGGAGCGGCCCUACCACUGCCUGGUUUGCAACCGAACGUACGCCAAAAUUUCCACCUUUGAGAAACACUGUAAAAAGCACCAGCAGGACGAAGAGAGGCCUGAUGCUAGGCCCAGGUCAAUGACCACCCGGGCAAAAGCACUGGCAGAAAGGAAAAGGAAGGAACAGAAACACCAGCACCGAGAGGACCUCGACAACAGCCUCGAGCAACCUCAGCAGGCUGACCCAGAGCAGGAGCAGGAGGAAAUGCAGUAGAAUUCACUAAAACAAGGACUGUUCAUUGUCCUCCUCACCAUGGCCCGCAGGAGGAAGAGCAGCGGGCUUAAUUUUCAUGAAAGGGGAGGACGUAUCGCAGCAGUGUUAUUCCAGAGAGCGUUUCCAAAUGGAAUUACUUCCCUGACGAGCGGCGCAAUGCAAACGCUUCUCUGGCAUAGCAGAUAACUACAAAUCUACCGAUGCUCCCGGCCGUCAGCAUCGCAUGCCGAUGUUCUGCGGCUGCGGAGGGAUUUCAUGCGGUUCGCAAGCUCUGGUGGUUUUGUUUCAUGUGGGCAGCGUUUUCUAAGGUAGACUUCCAAAGGUUCCUGAUGAGCCAAAGCACCUGCUUUUACCGAGGUUGAAAACGAGGUGUUUCUUUAUACGCGAGGAGCAAAUUAAGUUGUAGUCUUUUAAAUGAAGGUGAAGAUUUUAUGGAAGAUUGGGGGGGGGGUAGUGCACCUACUGAAAAUGGGUUUGUACUUCUUUUUUUGCCCUGGUGCCAACAGUAGGUUUAAGAAACGAGCACGAAUUUAUCCUGUAAAGUGCGGUUUGUUUUUAAAAGCACUGUAAAUAGCCUGAGGAUAGCAUCUUUGAGCCUUUUCCAUUUUUCUCACUGUUUAUUGCAACAAGGCAUUGUACUUAGCAUCCAGAUAAUGCUGUGUACGAAAUAGUUUAAAGCGCAGCACGUUUUAUUGUGAUGUUGCCAAAGAGCAACUUUAUUCACCUUACCCAAAACUAUUGAGGGCAAGUGUCAAAAAUCUGUAAUUCAUCUUAAUUUGAAUGAGUUCAGCAUUCAAAAUGCCAGCUCGUCGUAGAGCUACAAGAAUGAUUUGGGUUUUUUUUAACUAAUAUUUUUGGAAUGCAAAAUGUGGUAAUAAAGGAAUUUUAUCCUUGUCUUCUUCCGAAUUAACAAAUUGCUGUAAUUGGUUGGCCAGCCAGUUGUCAUAUUGAGGGAAUGAUAUUGGGAUGCCAUGAAACGAUAGCUGUCGGAUCAGAAUAUUUUGAGUUUAUUCGGAUGUGUUAGGUCAGACUUCAGUGAGUAGUAAUAUCUUUCCAAAGUAGACGAAAACAUUAAGAGAACUGCCUUUAUCGCAGCAAUGAUCUUUGUGAGCCAGCACUUUGCACCGAAUUUUAUAAGCUUUAUGUUAUUGUAGCAACAGUACUAUGAAGCUGCUUUAAGCCUUUAUCACUUAUUGUUACCCAGGAAUUCAUUAAAGCAGAAAAAAAGGAAUCGGUGAGUUCAUUUUAAGUACACGUUCCCAAUUUUCUGUACAGAGUUCUUGAUUUUUUUAAACUAACUAUAUUUUCCUGCCAUUGUGUGAAAACACAUGUUUUGCACUUUAAGGAUCUUUUUUGAAAAGGCGCCUGGUUUUGAUUUCUGUAGCGUAUUCACAACUAUAUGUUUUAAGGCAGAAAAGGAAUUUUCUGAAAGCUUGCACAUUUAAAAUACUGUAGCGUAUCAGGUCAGAAAUCAUCUUAGUGGCUAAUAGAGCUGAGUUCUAUCUAAUAACUAACUUACAGUUAACAAAACUACAAUGAAUAAUUUUCUGACUUUUUGCACUUCAGAAUUUACUGGAUGCUGCGUAUGCUAAGAUAUAACUCUUUAAGUUAUAUUAAACUGGUAUUUAUAUUCAGCUGGUUAAUAUACUUGUAAUAUUUACAUGGUCAGAUAUUUCUAAUGAGAUGUUUCUAAGCCAGUUUCUUGUCAUGACAAAUUCUAAUGUAAAUUUUUGCUACAGUCUUUAGAUUUUGUUCUGUGACCAAUUGUGUGAUUUAGGAGGAGGUGGGCAUACUGGGUUUUAUUUCCAGUUCUGUUAUGCCAGUGCUAUAUGAGGAGAAUUCUAUCUUUUUUGUAUUUCGAUACAUGUUAUUAAAAUAAUAUACACUGCUA
Dromaius novaehollandiae (emu) is the source of this 2993-nucleotide messenger RNA. RefSeq names its product zinc finger protein 239-like. Bases 23 to 1102 code for a protein of 359 amino acids. The transcript has a single exon. The record is from RefSeq and is a predicted model, not a curated record. Lineage: Eukaryota; Metazoa; Chordata; Aves; Casuariiformes; Dromaiidae.